Messenger RNA from Coregonus clupeaformis (lake whitefish), 1788 nucleotides. Its product is annotated as zinc finger protein 160-like. Lineage: Eukaryota; Metazoa; Chordata; Actinopteri; Salmoniformes; Salmonidae. The transcript has 3 exons. The record is from RefSeq and is a predicted model, not a curated record. The coding region runs from base 1 to 1566 and encodes 521 amino acids.
AUGAAUCAGAGAAUACACACAGGAGAGAAGCCUUACAGCUGUGAUCAAUGUGGGAAGAGAUUCACUGAGUCAGGAAGCCUGGCCGGACACAAGAGAAUACACACAGGAGAGAAGCCUUUUGGUUGUGAUCAAUGUGGGAAGAGAUUCACUCAUUCAGGAAGCCUGGCCGGACACAAGAGAAUACACACAGGAGAGAAGCCUUUCAGCAAACACAGAGAGAAGCCUUUUGGUUGUGAUCAGUGUGGGAAGAGAUUCACUCAGUCAGGAAGCCUUGCUGGACACAAGAGAAAACACACAGGAGAGAAAUCUUACAGCUGUGAUCAAUGUGGGAAGAGUUUUCCUAGAUCAGACCAGCUUGUAAUACACCAGAGAAAACACACUGGAGAGAAGCCUUACCACUGCAACUGUGGGAAGAGUUUUGCUCAAUCGGGAAGUCUGAUAAAGCACCAGCGCAUACACACAGGAGAGAAACCUUACAGCUGUGAUCAAUGUGGGAAGAGUUUUCCUAGGUCAGACAAGCUGGUAAUACACCAGAGAACACACACUGGAGAGAAGCCUUACCACUGUUCUGACUGUGGAAUGAGCUUAGCCACUUCACAAGGACUUCUACUACACAAGAGAAAACACACUGGAGAGAAGCCUUUUGGUUGUGAUCAGUGUGGGAAGAGAUUCACUCAUUCAGGACACCUGGCUGUACACAAGAGAAUACACACAGGAGAGAAGCCUUUUGGUUGUGAUCAGUGUGGGAAGAGAUUCACUCAGUCAGGAAGCCUGGUUGAACACAAGAGAAAACACACAGGAGAGAAGCCUUUUGGUUGUGAACAGUGUGGGAAGAGAUUCACUCAGUCAGGACACCUGGCUGGACACAAGAGAACACACACAGGAGAGAAACCUUAUAGCUGUGAUCAAUGUGGGAAGAGAUUCACUCAUUCAAGAAGCCUGGCUUUACACAAGAGAAUACACACAGGAGAGAAACCUUUUGGCUGUGAUCAGUGUGGGAGCAGAUUCACUCAGUCAGGACACCUGAUUGAACACAAGAGAACACACACAGGAGAGAAACCUUAUAGCUGUGAUCAAUGUGGGAGGAGAUUCACUCAUUCAGGAAGCCUCGCUAAACACAAGAUAAUACACACAGGAGAGAAGCCUUUUGGUUGUGAUCAGUGUGGGAAGAGAUUCACUCGGUCAGGACACCUGGCUGGACACAAGAGAACACACACAGGAGAGAAGCCUUACCACUGCUCAGACUGUGGAAUGAGCUUAGCCACUUCACAAGGACUUCUACUACACGUGAGAACACACACAGGAGAGAAGCCUUUUGGUUGUGAACAGUGUGGGAAGAGAUUCACUCAGUCAGGACACCUGGCUGGACACAAGAGAACACACACAGGAGAGAAGCCUUACCACUGCUCUGACUGUGGAAUGAGCUUAGCCACUUCACAAGGACUUCUACUACACAUGAGAAAACACACAGGAGAGAAGCCUUUUGGUUGUGAUCAGUGUGGGAAGAGAUUCACUCAGUCAGGACACCUGGCUGGACACAAGAGAAAACACCACACUGUUGGGUAACCUUUCCACUUUUGUUAGCUCAAUCCAGUUAAUGGUAGACUAGUGUACACACACCGGAGAGAAGCCCUACAGGGUGAGUUUUGCCACCUCAAGCUUUCUUAAUGUGGCCUUCCUUAGUGUAAUUUGUUGUACUGUCAACAAGGGGUCCACCCUCUGAUAACUUUAACUAUCCAUUAUUUCCAGAUUUCUAUAAAUUGCAAUGUGAGUGAAAUAGUCUGUUUG